This is a messenger RNA of Otolemur garnettii (small-eared galago), 5013 nucleotides long. RefSeq names its product neuropilin 1 (gene NRP1). Gene Ontology annotation, molecular function: vascular endothelial growth factor receptor activity; semaphorin receptor activity. The record is from RefSeq and is a predicted model, not a curated record. Gene Ontology annotation, cellular component: membrane. NCBI's taxonomy places the organism in Eukaryota, Metazoa, Chordata, Mammalia, Primates, Galagidae. Gene Ontology annotation, biological process: vascular endothelial growth factor signaling pathway; angiogenesis; axon guidance. The coding region runs from base 510 to 3281 and encodes 923 amino acids. The transcript has 17 exons.
GCAGUUGGUGAAACUCCUCUGCCUCCGGCUCAUCUUUUCAUUGCUCGCUGCACUCCUUCCCGCAGACACCCGGACCUCCCCUGGGCGCCAGCUCCUCGGCUCCAACGGGUCCAGAAACAAACCGGAUUUUUUUUUUUUUCUUCCUGGAAAUUGGCUUUAGUGCGUGUUGCCCUCCCUCCUUCCCUCCUCCCCCUCCCCCUCUUUUCCUCCCCCUCCCCUUUUUUUGAGACAUGGCCCGGGCAGUCGCUCCUGGAAGAGGAACAAGUGUGGGAAAAGGGAGAGGAAACCGGAGCUAAAUGACAGGAUGCAGGCGACUUGAGACACAAAAAGAGAAGCGUUGCUCUCGGAUCAAGGCACUGCUUCCCCGCUUUCCUUUCUCCAAGACGGACUGAGGAUUUUACAGCUCUAGGAGGAGUUGGAGCGCUUGGGAUUGUUUAAGAUUCCCCUCUUUCCUGGCCGUAUUUCCUUGCCGUUCUCCCGCGUCUGCCUGGGGAUCCGGCGAAGGGAGAAUGGAGAGGGAGCUGCCGCUCCUCUGCGCCGCGCUAGCCCUCGCCCUCGCCCUGGCCGGCGCUUUUCGCAACGAUAAAUGUGGCGAUACUAUAAAGAUUGAAAACCCCGGGUACCUUACGUCUCCUGGUUAUCCUCAUUCUUAUCACCCAAGUGAAAAAUGUGAAUGGCUGAUUCAGGCUCCGGAUCCAUCCCAGAGAAUUAUGAUCAACUUCAACCCUCACUUUGAUUUGGAGGACAGAGACUGCAAGUAUGACUACGUGGAAGUCAUCGAUGGAAAAAAUGAAAACGGACGUUUAUGGGGAAAGUUCUGCGGCAAGAUUGCACCUUCUCCUGUCGUGUCUUCAGGGCCCUAUCUUUUUAUCAGAUUUGUCUCUGACUAUGAAACACACGGGGCAGGAUUUUCCAUACGUUAUGAAAUUUUCAAGAGAGGUCCUGAAUGUUCCCAGAACUACACAACACCCAGCGGAGUCAUAAAGUCCCCUGGAUUCCCUGAAAAAUACCCCAACACCCUUGAAUGCACUUAUAUUAUCUUUGCACCAAAGAUGUCAGAGAUUAUCCUGGAAUUUGAAAGCUUUGACCUGGAACCCGACUCAAAUCCUCCAGGGGGGAUAUUCUGUCGCUAUGACCGACUAGAAAUCUGGGAUGGAUUCCCCGAUGUGGGCCCCCACAUCGGGCGUUACUGCGGCCAGAAAACGCCAGGUCGCAUCCGUGCCUCAUCAGGCAUCCUCUCCAUGGUUUUCUAUACCGACAGUGCAAUAGCAAAAGAGGGAUUCUCAGCAAACUACAGCAUCCUGCAGAGCGCCAUCUCCGAAGAUUUCAAAUGUAUGGAAGCUCUGGGCAUGGAAUCAGGAGAGAUUCACUCUGACCAAAUCACAGCCUCUUCCCAGUACAGCACCAACUGGUCAGCAGAGCGCUCCCGCCUGAACUACCUGGAGAAUGGGUGGACUCCUGGGGAGGAUUCGCACCGAGAGUGGAUCCAGGUGGACUUGGGCCUCUUGCGUUUUGUCACAGCUGUCGGAACACAGGGUGCCAUUUCCAAGGAAACCAAGAAGAAAUACUACGUCAAGACUUACAGGAUAGAGAUUAGCUCCAAUGGGGAAGACUGGAUCACCAUCAAAGAAGCAAAUAAGCCUGUCGUCUUUCAGGGAAACACCAACCCCACAGACGUCGUGUUGGGAGUUUUCCCCAAACCCCUAUUAACUCGAUUUGUCCGAAUCAAACCUAUGACUUGGGAAACUGGCAUCUCGCUGAGAUUUGAAGUUUAUGGUUGCAGGAUAACAGAUUACCCCUGCUCUGGAAUGCUGGGCAUGGUGUCUGGACUCAUUUCUGACUCCCAGAUCACAGCCUCGAACCAGGCGGACAGAAACUGGAUGCCCGAGAACAUUCGCCUGGUGACCAGUCGCUCCGGCUGGGCGCUGCCCCCCAGCCCGCACCCGUACAACAACGAGUGGCUGCAAGUGGACCUCGGGGAGGAGAAGAUCGUCCGCGGCCUCAUCAUUCAGGGCGGGAAGCACCGCGAGAACAAGGUGUUCAUGCGCAAGUUCAAGAUCGGGUACAGCAACAACGGCUCGGACUGGAAGAUGAUCAUGGAUGACAGCAAACGCAAGGCCAAGUCUUUUGAGGGCAACAACAACUACGACACACCUGAACUGCGGACUUUUCCACCUCUUUCCACACGAUUCAUCAGAAUCUACCCCGAGAGAGCCACUCACGGCGGGCUCGGGCUGAGAAUGGAGCUGCUGGGCUGUGAAGUCGAAGCACCUACAGCCGGACCAACCACUCCCAACGGGAACCCAGUGGACGAGUGUGAUGAUGACCAGGCCAACUGCCACAGUGGAACAGGUGAUGACUUCCAGCUCACAGGUGGUACCACGGUGCUGAGCACAGAAAAGCCGACCGUGUUAGACAGCACCAUGCAAUCAGAGUUUCCAACAUAUGGUCUUAACUGCGAGUUUGGCUGGGGCUCUCACAAGACGUUCUGUCACUGGGAACAUGACAACCACGUGCAACUCAAGUGGAGCGUGCUGACCAGCAAGACAGGACCCAUUCAGGAUCACACAGGAGAUGGCAACUUUAUCUACUCCCAGGCUGAUGAAAAUCAGAAAGGCAAAGUGGCCCGCCUGGUGAGCCCCGUGGUUUAUUCCCAGAACUCUGCCUACUGCAUGACGUUCUGGUAUCACAUGUCUGGGAACCACGUGGGCACACUGAGGGUCAAACUGCGCUACCAGAAGCCGGAAGAGUAUGAUCAGCUGGUCUGGAUGGCCAUUGGACACCAAGGAGACGACUGGAAGGAAGGACGAGUCUUGCUCCACAAGUCUCUGAAACUUUAUCAGGUGAUUUUUGAGGGAGAAAUCGGAAAAGGAAAUCUUGGCGGGAUUGCCGUGGACGACAUUAGUAUUAACAACCACAUCUCACAAGAAGACUGCACGAAACCGGCAGACCUGGACAAAAAGAACCCAGAAAUUAAAAUUGAUGAAACAGGGAGCACCCCAGGCUACGAGGGUGAGGGGCAAGGUGAGAAGAACAUCUCCAGGAAGCCCGGCAACGUGCUGAAGACCUUGGACCCCAUCCUCAUCACCAUCAUUGCCAUGAGCGCCCUGGGCGUCCUCCUGGGGGCCGUCUGUGGGGUCGUGCUGUACUGUGCCUGUUGGCACAAUGGGAUGUCGGAAAGAAACCUGUCUGCCCUGGAGAACUACAACUUUGAACUCGUGGAUGGCGUGAAGUUGAAAAAAGACAAACUGAACACACAAAGUACUUACUCGGAGGCAUGAAGGCGGGCAGAGAGGAAAAGACAGCAUCAGAGGAUUGAGGUGGGAGGACGUGGCGUGCGGGCGCUGGCGACUGCCCCAUCUUCUUUCACUGGGCAGGGUGCAAAGCGCGUGGCGCUGAGCCAGGCUUUUCUCAGGAGCUUCAAUUGCGUGUGAGCGACAGACGUGGACAAGUGAGCUGUGUUAACAGUCGGAAUCAUGUACAGUCACCUUUUCUCCUGUUGGUUUAAUUGGAAUCAUCAGAUAGAUGCUGGUGUUGAGACCAAGUAUGAUUGACUUAAUAAUUCAUUUCAACCUCCUCCUCCCCUGCUCUCUCUCUCUCUCUCUCUCUCUCUCUCUCUCUUAAUCUCUCUCUCUGUGUCUCUCCUCCUUCCUUUACGGAGUCUUUUCGGAAACUGUGCAAAAAAAUCCAAGAUGCUGGCACCAAGUGUAUUGAGUGGGGCCCUUUUGACGGACAUGCCACCCGUAGCCCAGUGCCCAGAAUAUAUUCGACUAACCGCUUUUCAGUGGACUCCUGACGUCGUACUUGUGUAUAAUUGCCCGCAUCGUGCAUAGGCGAAGAAUGAUUAGGACGUUUUCUUUUCAAAGUACUAUAGCCUCAGUCCCAGUAUAACGUGUCAGCUCUGUUUACGAAGCAAUACCGUCAGAUUUUCUCGAUGUUUUUCCAGUGUUGAACUAACCCCCGUGCUUGUGAACCCCAUACAGAAAACUGUGCCAUCACCAAACACUGCUGGCAACUGGGUGUACUGCUGCCAACCGCAACCACCACCACAACGCCCUUGGCACUGGCUAGUCGAUGUCCUCUCAAGUGCCUUUUUGUUCGUACUGGUCCAUUGUGUUACAUUAACGACCCACUCCGCUUCCCGCUGGUGAAAGCCCUACUCUUUAAUCAAACCCUGGUGGCCCACUGACUACGAAGAAAGUAUAUUUUAGUGUGAGACGUCAGCCCCCUCGGGAAGGCAAGGGCUCUGAAGAUUUGGCAACGUGGCUUAAUUGUUCUGCUUUCUCUGUAGUUCAAGUUCAUGUCUCUUGACCCUUUUGUAUAAAGCUGCGAUAUUCUCUCUGGCUCUUCUUUCAUAUGGAAUGUAUUUUCAAAUGUAAAACUUCUUCUCUUUCUCUCCUAUCUCUCUGUCUUGGGGUUUUUUUUUUUUGUUUUUUUGUUUUUUUCUUCUCUCUCCCUCUCUCUUAGAAUUUAAGCAUUUGCCAUUGUCCAGAAAAGAAAUUUACAGCUUUAACCUGCUGGGAAUGGCAAACAAUUUUACUAGUCAACUUUUAUGUUUAAGAAAAAAUAAAUAAGGGAAAUUCUUCACUUUGCCCUCCAAAGUCUAACUUUGGUUUUCUUGUUAACUGGUUAAAGUGACAGUAUCUUUUUUCCUUAAGCCGUUUGUCAGUCUUUUCUGAUCACAAUGCCCUUCCCUAGAAGUGUUUGCAUUUGGUAGAAAUAGCUCUAAGUUGAGGAAAGAAAUAAUACCAAUUGGCUUUCAAGUGAGGAAAGGAAGGAUUGAAUAAAAUCUUCCAAAUAUCUAAAAACAUGACAUUUUUAUGUCCAGAUGUGCAAAAAUGACCCAGGAGAACCUUCUUGUUUUGGUGUUGAGUCAGACCGGGAAGUGGAAGGAAGAACAGUUAAUUUAAGAAAGAAACGAUAAAUCCUGAUGGCUGGGGGGGAGUAUUUUAAGAUAAGAGGGGGAAAAAUACAUAAAGUCAAAGCAAUUUUUUUUUUUUUUUUGAGACAUAG